This is a messenger RNA of Aplysia californica (California sea hare), 481 nucleotides long. RefSeq lists its product as uncharacterized. The record is from RefSeq and is a predicted model, not a curated record. Lineage: Eukaryota; Metazoa; Mollusca; Gastropoda; Aplysiida; Aplysiidae.
UAUACCUAUGUGUUUCAGUCUGCAGUACAAGUCACCUCCUCCCUCAGUAUCGAGCUGCGUUGGGAGAAGAUAUACCUACCAUACAGGCAGAGGGUUCUGUUCUGCAGUUCACCAUGUGUGUGUCGGACGAGUGCAGAGUGCGACAGUGUGCUUCGAACCCGUGCUCAGCGCCUUCCGAGUGCACUGUGCUCACCCGUGUCUGCAGGAGUGGGAAGUGGGGAGAAGGAGACAAUUCGGGCGGUUCGGAGUGUCUGGCCAGUGCCAGUGAGCGGCUGAACCAGAUGGCCAGCGAUACAGACGAUUUCCAGCAUCUGACAGCAGGUCAGGUGGCGGAGUUCACGACAAAGCUGAAAGGGCUACAAUCUGCUGUGGCUACUGACGACGAGUUAGCUAAAGUUGCUCUGAAAGUGGUCAGCAACCUCGCCAGCGUCAACGUGUCUGUGAGUGAGAUGGUGGAAAAGCAGAACGGUAGCAACGCACA